AUCUCCUCGUAACUUUUUCGUUUUCUGUUUUGUCCUAGUGGAAAACCUAGCUUGAUUCCCGCUCAUAAGCCUUACAUUUCAUUGUUUUGACAGCUGUGGGAAAGAGAGGAGAGGGUGCUGCGACAGAUAGGAUGGAACCUGUUGAGAUUCCCCAAGGGGUUGAUGCCAGGCCCGAGUGUUCUUUGACACCAACUGACUCUGUGUCCAAGGUGCUCAGUGAUGAUGACCUCCUAAUUGAGAUCCUCCUCCGCCUCACUCCGAAGCCAUCCUCCCUCCGCAACACCUCCCUCAUCUACAAGCGAUGGCGCCGCAUCCUCUUCGACCCCCAAUUCCUCGGGCGCUUCCGCAAACACCAUUGGAAGCUCCUCGGCUUCUUCUACCAACAAUUUAAUGAAGCCCCCAUCUUCACUCCAAUUUCGGACCAGUUGGACCUCAUUGCAGCAGCGUUGCCGGAGAACCUGUCUGAUCCUUAUUCUCUAGGUGGCGUCUUCCUUGGCUGCCGCAAUGGCAUCACCCUCGUCCUCGACUGCGCGCGCCAUAAGGCCAUCAUUUGGGAACCCACCACCGGGGGCAAAAACCACGUGGCUUUUCCACCAGCAGUCAGUCAUGGCUUUGAAACCUCUGUUGUGAGCGCAGCGGUGAUGUGCUCUGCCCGCGACGUUCAUCAGCACUUGCACAACGAGAACUGCUUGAGCACAUUCGAACUGGUACUGGUGUGCCAGGAAGAUUUCGCUAACCAAACAAAGGUAUCUGUUUGCCUCUACGACUCCAAGUCUAAUACAUGGGGAGAUAUUAUAUCCAUGACGGAUACAUGCAAGAUUGCUAAUGCGGCAAGGCCCAGCGUCAUGGUUGGGAAUGCACUUUACUGGUUGCUCUCUGGAGCCAACAUCCUUGAGUUUGAUUUUGAAAGGCAAACCCUUGUUGUGAUUGAGAAGCCGACAACAUAUGCCCAUGUUACUGGUUCUAGCGUCGACAUGUCCUUUCAGAUCUUACGAGGAGAGGAUAAUUGCCUUGGCCUUGCGGUUCUUUCAAAGUUAAAACUGAGCAUUGAGUUAUGGGGGAGGAAGUCAAACGGUGAUGGUAUUGUCUCAUGGGUGCUGCAGAAAUGUGUUCAACUGGACGAGCUCUUUUCAAAACCCGCGCGCAGGAAAAAUGUCAUCCUGUUGGCGGGGUAUGAUGAGGACACAAAUGCGAUAUUUCUAUCUUCGGAUUCUCAUGAUUUCAUCCUCCAGCUCGAGUCGGCGCAGUUCAGAUAUAUUGGAAGGCGAGAAUGCACACACUUCAGAAUGUAUUAUCCAUAUACAAAUUUCUACAUUGCAGAGAGGCCACCUCAGUCUUGGAUCAAAGAAGAGUGAGCUGCAUUUCUCUCGUGGCAACUGGGUCCGUCGACAUAAAAUCUGUCUUAGAGAAGCAAGUGUAGUGGUAUCCACAAGCUGUGUUUUCAGUCGGUUGUUUAUUGCGUACUGAAUUAGGAUGUUCUAUUUAACUGGAUCAGGUGCUCCUAUAUUUGCUAGGAAAUCCUAACUGUUUCCAAGAAUCUUUGUACCGUUAUGUUUGGAAAUACCUGCUACCAACCUGUAUUGCAUGCCAACACAGUCCAGUAUGUGCCUAUUUGUUAUGUUGUUUGUACCUGCAAACUGUGUUCUAAUUAGCAGUGUGUACUCUAGCAAGUUUAAUUUUGAGGACCUAUCAGGUGGUGAGAUAAGAGCUUUGAAUUUCUGCUACUGCUAUUGAGUCUUGAAUUUGGAUCAGGCAGGUUCUGAGUAUCCUAGCACUGUAUAGAUUGUAAUCGUCAUUGCAUAACUAACAAGUACUUGAGGCAGAUUUUUUUUACUCAUUUAGUUAUUUAUCUUUCUUCUGAUGUA
Triticum urartu is the source of this 1865-nucleotide messenger RNA. RefSeq lists its product as uncharacterized. The record is from RefSeq and is a predicted model, not a curated record. Gene Ontology annotation, molecular function: protein binding. NCBI's taxonomy places the organism in Eukaryota, Viridiplantae, Streptophyta, Magnoliopsida, Poales, Poaceae.